AUGAUUCACACGCCGGCACUGCUUAUGCUGGACGAGCCAACUGUGGGCGUAGACUCACUGAUCCGCUGCCGCAUUUGGCAACAUUUGCUAGACUUGUGCCAAAACAAUAAAGAGGAGGCACAGGGAGCACAUACAGUGGGCUUUAUUUACGAGGGCAAACUGCUGGCCCAAUCUAACCCUAUUGAAUUACAACACCAAUACCAAUGCAAUACAUUAGAGGAGGUGUAUUAUAAACUCGUUUCUAAUCAAGCAGAUAUAACGGUCCACAUAAAUAACAACACGCAUCGUGACAAUAUGACCACCUCCGAUAACACAGCACACCUACACAAUACAGAUGUUCAAAUACUAUGUGCAAACUGGCGACGUGUGCGGACCCUGUUAUGGAAAGCGUGGCUACGAACACGUGCAAUAAUCACGAUUUUGGUGUGGGUGAUGGGCCGGGACCCGAACCGCAUGCCCGUCGCCAUAUACAACGCCGAUCCGGACGGCGAGUUAGCCAAACAAUUUAUAGCAACCAUAGAUAACCGGCAGUUACAAGUCGUUCACUACCCGUCCAACGAGACGGCGGUUAUGGCAGUAGUCGAUGGCCAGGCGCUGAUGGCCCUGAAGUUUGGGCCGGAUUUUAGCAACGCUAUGACCGCCAAACUCGCCGACCCGUUACGUGUCAGCGACGAUGAUCUGGCGGACAGUGAGAUACGGGCGGCGGUCGACGCGUCCGAUCAGGUGUUGGCCACUUUCGGCCAGCUAUAUCUUGUUCAAACAUUUUACAAAUUUAUGGCAAAUCAUACCAAACACAUCGGUCACAAUCCGCUGGCUUACGGCCUACCGAUAAGCACCCAUAUUACGCACGGGUCGGGUGGCGCCCAGUACUACAGGAACUACGCGGCGCCGUCAAUACUCAUACAGAUUCAGUACAUACUGCCUAUGAUUGGACAGGCGUUUGCUUUGUUGGGCGAACGGCUUAUGGUAACGCUGGACAGAGAUAUAUGCGCAGGAGUCCGACCCCUCGAGAUCUUGAUCACUCAGCUGUCGGUACACGGAGCGCAUGUGGUGGCACAGUCGCUACUAUCCCUGUUAGUAACGUUUUACUUCUACGGACUCACCAUGGUCGGCGAUCCGGCGCUGGCAUUAUUACUAUUUAUCAUUGUGGGAUUUAAUGGUAUGCUUACCGGUACCCUAUUGGCACUGGUGUACGAUGGCGCAGCGACCAUAAUGAAAAACAAUAAUAAUAUUAAUAAUAACAUUAAUAACAACACUAAAGAAUGCAAUAUUCGGGUCCAACAGAAAGUGGACACCAAUUUUGGGCGUAUAUUCACGAUCGGGACGUAUAGAAAAAUGCCCGAAAAUGUGGGCCAAAUGAGACGUUAUUGUCAAGAAAACAUGGACAUGCUAAACUUCAUAAAAAAUUACACGGACAAAUGCCUAGAGCAUUUACCAAAACAAGUGUCAUCGGUGUUCAUAUAUACGGAACAGAAGACUCUAUUCGAUACGGUGUGCAAAAAGGACAGCAAACAGCGCCGGGAUCUGUUCAAAGCGAGCCCCUGUGCUAACGCCGGGGCCAACGAGUUUGUCAAAUGCCAUCACAACCUCAUUGACGCUAUGGUGGCCCUCAAGUCGGCCAAAGACGAUAGGCUUAAAAUACCAUACGUGUGCUGCGAAUACUGGAAAGUGCGGGCCUGUAUGGUUCAUUCGGGCAAACGAGUUGAACAGUGCGACAAUAAAAAGGUGGACACAAUACUCAAGUACAUCGACUCGUUGACCGACAACGUGUUAGAUCUAUUAUGUGGCGAUUACCAGGAGGGCACCGAUAAAUGUUAUCGCCUAGGUGACGCGCCCCGGCAGGCCCUAACCCGACUGACCCGAUCAAAAUCAUUUCUUUUUCCAGUUAUCGAGAUGCUUAAGGAUUUCCCCAAUAUUCAGGGUUAA
This is a messenger RNA of Medioppia subpectinata, 1926 nucleotides long. The record is from the annotation of a GenBank genome assembly. NCBI's taxonomy places the organism in Eukaryota, Metazoa, Arthropoda, Arachnida, Sarcoptiformes, Oppiidae.